Molecule: messenger RNA, 1089 nt
Organism: Sparassis crispa
Lineage: Eukaryota; Fungi; Basidiomycota; Agaricomycetes; Polyporales; Sparassidaceae
Product: Farnesyl pyrophosphate synthase
Exons: 5
Coding region: 1-1089 (362 amino acids)
Biological process (GO): trans, trans-farnesyl diphosphate biosynthetic process
Cellular component (GO): cytoplasm
Molecular function (GO): (2E,6E)-farnesyl diphosphate synthase activity; dimethylallyltranstransferase activity
Source: RefSeq, a predicted model, not a curated record
AUGGCAAGCUCACAACCCAACGCAAAGGCGCUCAAGCGGCAGAAAUUCGAGGCCGUCUUCCCCGUCAUCCGCGAUGAGCUCGUCGAGCACCUCACCUCGCAGGGCAUGCCUCUGGACGCCAAGGAGUGGUACAAAAAGAACUUGGACUACAAUGUUCCCGGCGGCAAGCUCAAUCGCGGAAUGUCCGUGGUGGACACCGUCGAGAUCCUCAAGGGCAGGACGCUGACGGAAGACGAGUAUUUCAAGGCGGCCAUCCUCGGGUGGUGCGUUGAGUUCCUGCAAGCGUUCUUCCUCGUCUCGGACGAUAUGAUGGAUCAGUCGAUCACCCGCCGCGGUCAGCCGUGCUACUACCGGCUGGAGCGCGUGAACUACAUCGCGAUCAACGACUCGUUCAUGCUUGAGGCGGCGAUAUUCUACCUGAUUAAGGCGCAUUUCCGCGGGCAGCCGUACUACGUGCACCUGGUCGAGAUCUUCCAUGAGACGACGUUCCAGACGGAGAUAGGCCAGAUGAUCGACCUGAUCACGGCGCCAGAGGGCCACGUCGAUCUGAGCAAGUUUUCGCUCGAAAAACACCGGCUGAUCGUGAUUCACAAGACUGCAUACUACUCGUUUUACCUGCCGGUCGCGCUGGCGAUGUACAUGUGUGGUAUCGCGCACACGGCGGAGGAUGACCCGUAUGCGCUCGCACAGUCGAUCCUGAUCCCCCUUGGGGAGUACUUCCAGGUGCAGGACGACUUCCUGGACUUCGCGGGCACCCCAGAGCAGAUCGGGAAGAUCGGGACGGACAUCAUCGACAACAAGUGCUCGUGGUGCGUGAACACCGCGCUCGCGCUCGCGACGCCCGAGCAACGGAAGCUGCUCGACGAGAACUACGGCCGCAAGGAUGCCGCUUGCGAGGCGCGCAUCAAGGCCCUGUAUGAGGAGCUGGGCGUCCGGAGGCGCUAUGCGGACUACGAGGAGGAUUCGUACACGCGCAUUAUGUCCUUGGUUGAGAAAAUUCCUGAGACGGAUGCGCGGGAUGGUCAGGUCACACUCAAGCGUGAGGUCUUCGAGGCGUUUUUGGGCAAAAUCUACAAGAGGCAGAAGUGA